AUGCUAUUGAAAGGUCUUCCAUCUAGCCAAUAUAUCCGUGAAUACUUCCAUCACUAUGCCUCUGUCACGCAUCUUGCUGGCUCAGCUAACGACCAGGCUCAAGCAGUGUGGACUCGCGACAAGUUUAUUGAAUUCGGCAUCGAAGACACCCAGAUUGAAACUUACUAUCCUCUUAUGAACUACCCUAUCAAGCGCCGAUUGGCGAUCGUCGAUGGUCCACAAGAACUGUUGUACGAGGCUAAGCUUCAGGAGACGCCAGUGGCUGAAGAUGCCACCCAACGUGAUGGCCGCAUUCCUACCUUCCAUGCUUACUCGGCUGAUGGCAAUGUCACUGGGCACGUUGUCUAUGUCCACUAUGGUCGCCUGGAAGACUUUAACUUUUUAUCAUCACAAGGAUUGAACUUCACCGACACUAUUGCUUUGAUUCGCAACGGCAUGGUCUCACGUGGCCUCAAGAUCAGAGCAGCUGAGAUGUUUGGCUGCAGUGGCGUCCUCUUGUACUCGGAUCCUUCCGAUGACGGACCGGCCAAUAAGGAAACCGACGACGGCGUUCCUGCCCUAGCUUAUCCUAACGGCCCUUGGCGCUCGGCUUCAUCUGUUGAACGGGGCACUGUCCACUAUCUUUCUGUCUAUCCUGGCGAUCCCUUGACUCCCGGCUAUGCUGCUACCGAAAAUGCCACGCGUUUGGAAAUGGAGCAAGCCCGUGCAUUGCCACGCAUCCCAUCGCUUCCGAUCUCCUGGUCAGAUGCCAAGCCUCUUCUCAAGGCAACUGAAACCUUUGGCUUGCGAUCCGAGCAGUCCGGAUGGCAAGGCGGUCUGGUUGGCGUCAACUACUACAGUGGUCCCAGCGAAGCCAAGGUGAACAUGGUCAACCUGAACGAAUACAAGAUCGCACCUAUCUGGAAUGUCGUUGGUCGUAUUCAGGGCAGCGAAGAACCCAACCGUGCCAUUAUCAUCGGUAACCAUCGUGAUGCAUGGGGCUAUGGUGCUGCCGACCCUUCCUCUGGCUCCGCUGUCAUGCUUGAAUUAGUCCGUGUCCUUGGUAUCAUGCUCGAACAAGGCUGGCAACCACGCCGUACCAUCAUUGUUGCUUCUUGGGAUGCCGAAGAAUUUGGCACCGUCGGUAGCACUGAAUGGGUCGAGGAUCACAAGGACUGGCUUUCCGAAGAGGCUGUGGCGUACAUUAAUGUCGACACCGCUGUCACUGGUCCUAACUUUGAUGCUCAAUCCUCGCCUCUGCUGAUGCAACUUCUGUACGAGAUCACUGACGAAGUGAUCGACCCACACACAAGCAAAACCGUCUUUGAAGCCUGGAAAGCACGGCAUCAAAAGGAAACCGCCGGCAAGGGCAUGGAACCUGACGAACUUGCCUUCCCUAUGGCCAAACCACUCGGCGCCGGCUCUGAUUUUGUUGCCUUCCAAGAUCAUGUUGGCAUCAGCAGCCUGAACCUAAAGUUCAAGGGCGACUAUGGUGUUUCGCACAGCAACUACGACUCUAUCUACUGGAUGGAGAACUUUGGCGAUCCGACCUUUGAAUAUCAUCGCACCAUGGUCCGCAUCUGGGGCUUGUUGGUGAUGCGCUUGUCGACUGACUGGCUGUUGCCCAUGCAUCCCUUGGAUUACUCUAACGAAAUCGCCCGCUAUUCCGCACACAUCAGCAACUUGCAAGGCUGUCUUGCAUUGCCCGAACUCUCAGCAGCUGUAGCUGCGCUUCAAGACCGAUGUAUUAAGCUUGAAAAGAAACUGCGGAAGUACCAGCACAAGAUCGACAAGGGCAAGCACAACAAGAAGCUCCGUAAGCAUGUUCGUAAGUCGAACGAGCAUCUUACUCAAAUGGAGCGUGCCUUUAUUGAUCCUCAAGGCUUGCCUGGUCGUGAGUGGUACAGACAUAUCAUCUAUGCACCCGCCAUGUGGAACGGCUAUGAUGUUCAGGUGUUCCCCGCUAUCCAUGAAGCCAUGCACAUGAAAAACCCAGCUACCAUUCGUGAAAUGGAAGAGCGUGCUGCUGUUGUGGUUAACAAUGCCUUGAAUGUUCUCAACGGUCAUUAUGAUGACUUUGUUGAGGAGGAGGACGAUGCUGACCUCGACUAA
Zychaea mexicana is the source of this 2091-nucleotide messenger RNA. RefSeq lists its product as uncharacterized. The record is from RefSeq and is a predicted model, not a curated record. The transcript has 4 exons. Lineage: Eukaryota; Fungi; Mucoromycota; Mucoromycetes; Mucorales; Lichtheimiaceae. Gene Ontology annotation, molecular function: carboxypeptidase activity. Bases 1 to 2091 code for a protein of 696 amino acids.